GACGCAGCAACCUAUUUUUUAUUUUUAUUUCUUUUUUAAGUUAAAAUAUAUUACGUAUAUACUUUUAGAUCUGGAUAUGGAGGAUCACAAUCGCCGCACCUUCCCCACACACCCCUUAACGCCGCCAUCGCUGCGCCUCCCGUCGACCGCCGCCGUCCACACUUCCGACUCACGCCCAGCCGUCGCUGCUCUCCACUAGCCGCCGCGUUGCCGCUGCUCUCCUCGCCGCCGGACGCAACUGCCGCACCACCUCGCCGCCGGUGUUCUAACAUUUUGAUGAUGCUCUGAUGCUUCAAAGACAACACCUUACACCUGGGCGGGUUGAGGAAUAGGAGGGCUUGCCAGUUGCACGGGAGGAAUUACAACGGCAAGACAUCGAGCUCCAAGAGCCGGUUUGUGGUGAAGGCGAAUGCUAAGGAAAUAACAUUUGACCAGAGAUCCAGGACUGCCCUUCAGGCCGGCAUUGAUAAGCUCGCCGAUGCCGUCGGCCUCACGCUUGGCCCCAGGGGGAGGAAUGUUGUGUUGGAUGAAUAUGGAACCCCAAAAGUGGUUAAUGAUGGAGUAACAAUUGCUCGUGCUACUGAACUUGCUGAUGCUAUGGAAAAUGCUGGUGCUGCCCUCAUUAGGGAGGCUGAUGCUAUGGAAAAUGCUGGUUAAUGAUGGGCCCAAUGCUGAAAGGAUUCACAAGGGAAGAAUUGAGGAGCCUGUGUACAAGACAAGAGGACGGUCAAGGAGCUACAGUCCUAAACCAAGGCUCAAGUAUAUAUGCAAUAAGGAAGGAGUGAAGACUAAUUCCACUGCUCUGACUGCUCUAGUGGAGUAUACAGAAUGUGAUAUACGAUCGUGCUUAAACACCUUGCAGUUUCUGAACAAAAAGAAGGAGACCCUCAAUGUGUUGGAGCUAAAGUCUCAAGUAGUUGGCAAGAAAGAUGCAUCAAAAAGUGCUUUUGACAUCUGGAAAGAGAUUUUCCAGAAGAGGAUAGCAAAACGUGAGAAGAAAUACAAUAAUUCCUUCCAGUGCAUGUCUAAUGAUUUUGAAUCUCUGCACUACCUAAUAUCUAAUAGGUAGGUUACA
Ipomoea triloba (trilobed morning glory) is the source of this 1075-nucleotide messenger RNA. Its product is annotated as chromosome transmission fidelity protein 18 homolog. Bases 593 to 1069 code for a protein of 158 amino acids. The transcript is spliced from 8 exons. NCBI's taxonomy places the organism in Eukaryota, Viridiplantae, Streptophyta, Magnoliopsida, Solanales, Convolvulaceae. The record is from RefSeq and is a predicted model, not a curated record.